CCUAAUCCAACGAGUUCUAAGACAGAUUGCAGCCAACUCCAAAGCGCGCCAGUCCUCUGUCUCUCACUUCCAUGCCAGAUCUCUCCAAAAUGGAGCAAACCCAUUCUUCCCUCUAACUUUGCGAAAUUUCUCGCAAUUUCUUGCUCCAUUUGGACGGAUUGUUGACUCGAUUUGAAGAUCUGCUUCGAAUCCGGACCUGGGGUCUUGAGAAAACCCCAUGAAAGAUUCAAAUCCGACCACAGAGCCCAUUGGGCAGCAUCUCAUUAAGCUGAUAAGUAAUCUCUGUUUCUCUGUUUUUGUGUUUUCUGUUCUUAUUAUCACUGUCAUUGCCAUUACUUACAAGCCUCCAGAUCCAUGGCUUGAAUCUACUCCUGCUCUUACUAAGCUCUUUACUGCCUCUGAGAAUGCCACUUUUAAGAACGAUGAAUCUGUUGUAAAAACUGGGGAGGAUUUGGUUUCUGUUCUUCCCCCUGUACUGCCGUCUGCUCAGGGGAAUCAGAUCACUGAGGCGGUGAUUGAAAAAUCUGAGGAGGUAAUUGCUAAUUCUACUCCUAAAUUGAGUUGUGAUGAAUUUCGGGCUGUAAAUUGUUCCGAUCCGCAUAUUUUGAUUGCUGUUGAGAGGUUUAAUUUGAGGGUUUUUAAGUCUAUUGCGUUCCUAGAGUAUCAAACUCCGGUUAAUGGAUCAAAAGAAGAUGAAUGUGAUGUUUCUUGGAGAUUUAGGAACAAGAAAGAGAAGUCAUGGAGGAAGUAUAGGGAUUUUAGGAGGUUUAAAUUUGAUGUUGGGGAGGAUUGUCAUUAUAAGGUAGUUCAUGCUGGUGGUUGGCAUUCAGGUAUAAAUGCUCGACGACCGAGAAGCAACCGUACAAAGGGUGGAGGAAGUGCUAGAGUUUCUCCACCAGUACGGGAUGAGGAGAUCAACGACACGAUCCCGACGUUGGGAUCGGAGAUGAAUUUCAUGAAGGGUAAGUACUUGUACUAUUCGCGUGGAGGGGAUUAUUGUAAAGGAAUGAACCAAUAUCUAUGGAGUUUCUUGUGUGGUUUGGGAGAGGCAAUGUAUUUGAACAGGACGUUUGUGAUGGAUUUGAGUGUGUGUUUGUCUGGUAGUUAUAAUCCAAGCAAAAAAGAUGAGGAGGGGAAAGAUUUUCGUUUUUAUUACGAUUUUGAGCAUCUUAAAGAGGUUAGUUCUAUUGUAGAGGAGGGUGAAUUUCUGAGAGAUUGGAAGAAAUGGGAUAAAGGCCACAAGAAGAAGAAGAAGAUACCUGUUAGGAAGGUUGUGAGCCAUAAAGUGACACCAAUGCAGCUGAAGAAAGAUAAGAAAACGAUCAUAUGGAGGCAGUUCGAUGCUCCCGAACCUGAGAAUUAUUGGUAUAGAGUGUGUGAAGGGCAAGCUGCGAAGUAUAUUCAGCGACCGUGGCAUGCCGUGUGGAAAUCGAAAAGAUUGAUGAAUAUUGUGACAGAAAUCAGUGGACGUAUGGACUGGGAUUUUGAUGCUGUUCAUGUGGUUCGAGGAGAUAAGGCACAAAGCAAAGAGCUAUGGCCUCAUUUGGAUGCUGAUACAUCUCCUGAUGCUAUUCUUGAAAAGUUGAAAGGGAUGAUUCAGCCUUGGAGGAAUCUGUAUAUAGCCACCAACGAACCGUUCUAUAACUACUUCGACAAAUUACGAUCUCAUUUUAAAGUCCAUUUGCUUGAUGACUACAAGGAAUUAUGGGGAAAUACGAGCGAGUGGUACAACGAAACAACGCUUGUAAACAAUGGAAAACCUGUCGAGUUUGAUGGGUACAUGAGAGUUGCGGUGGAUACUGAAGUGUUCUAUAGGGCGAAGACUCGUGUUGAAACGUUCUAUAAUUUGACAAAAGAUUGCAAGGAUGGAGUCAAUACGUGCUGAUCAUGUCGACGACAGCAUUACUCGUAGGUGAAUCGUGUCCCUUGUUUACUUUGUUAUUGAAUUUCUUAAUGAUUUGAUGAUCGAAACCAUUCUGGUUCAAGUUAUGCUCGCUCCUUUUUCAAAAUUUUAUGAAUUCAUGAUUUUGAUUCAACUCUCUUGUAUUUUUGUAAUAUACAAACAAGUCUUUACU
Messenger RNA from Cucurbita moschata (crookneck pumpkin), 2075 nucleotides. RefSeq lists its product as uncharacterized. Gene Ontology annotation, cellular component: Golgi apparatus. The record is from RefSeq and is a predicted model, not a curated record. Lineage: Eukaryota; Viridiplantae; Streptophyta; Magnoliopsida; Cucurbitales; Cucurbitaceae. The transcript has a single exon. Bases 218 to 1885 code for a protein of 555 amino acids.